AUGCCGCGGUCAUCUAUCGCUGCGUGGCCGGGCAUCGAACAAUGCGUUCGCCCGUGCGAUAAUUACCAAGAUCGUGUCAAGCUACCGCUGCCAGUCGAAGUCGUGCAGCGCCACUUUGACCACCUCACGCACAAAGUCGACCUCAGCAGCCAACCGUUCAACCCUCCGCAAAACAACUCGCACAGCCACGUCAACGACGCCAAGAGCGCGCGCGUCUUCUUCGUUCACAUGGAUGUCUGCACUAUCUCGCCAGAACUUAACGCAAUGAUGACGAGUAUGCCUCCCGACAACCAUGGUCUCUUCUACUCCAACGAGGAAAUUUCCCGACCAGCCUCUUAG
Messenger RNA from Saprolegnia diclina VS20, 339 nucleotides. RefSeq lists its product as hypothetical. Lineage: Eukaryota; Oomycota; Saprolegniomycetes; Saprolegniales; Saprolegniaceae. The transcript is spliced from 2 exons. The coding region runs from base 1 to 339 and encodes 112 amino acids. The record is from RefSeq and is a predicted model, not a curated record.